Messenger RNA from Colletotrichum destructivum, 1699 nucleotides. RefSeq names its product Putative lipoyltransferase/lipoate-protein ligase. Gene Ontology annotation, molecular function: lipoyltransferase activity. Gene Ontology annotation, biological process: protein lipoylation. Gene Ontology annotation, cellular component: cytoplasm; mitochondrion. Lineage: Eukaryota; Fungi; Ascomycota; Sordariomycetes; Glomerellales; Glomerellaceae. The transcript has 3 exons. The record is from RefSeq and is a predicted model, not a curated record. The coding region runs from base 235 to 1509 and encodes 424 amino acids.
CCCAGUCACUUACUCUACUUCAUGUCUGCAAUCUCACUGACAAACAUCAGAACCGCUGUUUCUGCUGAUUUUAUCAGAUGAAGCUUGUGAUCACAAAUUUUCACUCGCCAUCGAAUUAGUAUCAUCUAUCUUAUCGUCAAUCUUUAGUCCAGGGUUUACGAAAAUGCCAUCGUGAGAAGUAUCACGACUCCAUCACCAUCUACCACGCCCUACAUUCCACCACUGGGAGUUAGAAUGUUCUCACCACGUACAUUACCGCGGGCUUCUUUCCGUACCGGAUUUUCACUGCAGUGUUUAACUCACAAAACCCGUCUCUUCUCGGCUCUCGCCGCUUCGCCGUCCUCAAAAACCCAGGUCUAUAUCUCAACCUCGCGCUCCCCUUACACGAACCUCUCCAUUGAGCACCACCUCCUGCAGACGACGCCCUCCAACUCGACCGUUCUGUUCCUCUACACUAACCGCCCCAGCAUCGUCAUUGGCCGCAACCAGAACCCGUGGCUCGAGGUCAACCUCCCCUUACUCCAGUCUCUUGGCCCCGACAGCAACGGCAAGGAUGUCGUCGACCUCGUUCGCCGCCGCAGCGGCGGCGGCACCGUGUUCCACGACGAGGGAAACGUGAACUACUCCGUCAUCUGCCCGCCCGCAAACUUUGACCGCGACACGCACGCCGAGAUGGUCGUCCGCGCCCUGCGGUCCCUGGGCGUCGACGGCGUGGCCGUGAACUGCCGGCACGACAUCGUCAUGAUCCUUCCGCCUCCCUCUGCCCCUGGAGCACUCUCGGAGAAGAAGCCCGCAGACGACGCCGCGCCCUUGACCUCUCCGGCGGCGUCGUGCACCAAGCCCAAGGUGAACGCGGAGAACACCUUCAAGAUCUCCGGCUCGGCGUACAAGCUCACGCGCCUGCGCUCGCUCCACCACGGGACCUGUCUGCUGUCGUCCCCGAACCUGGCGCGCAUCGGCAGCUUCCUGCGGUCUCCAGCCGAGCCCUUCAUCAAGGGCCGCGGCGUCGAGAGUGUGCGUUCCCGGAUCCGCAACGUCGGCGUGGCUGACACCAAGACGUUCGAGGACGCCGUCGUGAAGGAGUUUGGAAGGAUGUACGGCGACUUCGAUGUGCGGGCCGAGCUCGGGGACGAGGAUGCUCAAGGAGAAGAGAAGAUUCGGAAGGGAAUGACGGAGCUGGAGUCUCACGACUGGACAUUUGGCCAAACCCCUCUCUUCACUUUCUCGACCCACCCUUCAGAAGACGACGCACGAGAACGCCCAAAGCUUCCGGGUCAUUUCAACCUCGCAUUCGAAUCCCGCCAUGGUCUCGUACAAAAGUUCUCCCUGUUCGGCCUGCCAUCCGGCGAGGAUGCGAGCAGUCUCUCGGAGUCUAUGGUAAAUGCUCGAAUCUGGGAGAUUAGCGACUGGGCGCAGCGUCUUCGCGCAGGCGGGCUGAACGGAAAGGAUGCUUCGUCCAUUGGGAAAUGGCUGAACUCGCUUUUGGGAACGAAGGAAUCGAGAGAUUAGGUGCCAGCUAAAAUGUAGAUUACGACAAAAAGUCAAUGCUGUAGACCAUGUACGAUAUGUUCAUAGAUGGACGGGGCUGGCUGCAUGAUAUGGCCUCGUGGGCAACCAUUCCGCCCAUUGAGCAACGCAAUUGAAAAGCAGAGAACUAGUUCUUUGCCUGUAAUACUUGCUUUGCGAAUAACUGUUCCAU